Molecule: messenger RNA, 2447 nt
Organism: Microplitis mediator
Lineage: Eukaryota; Metazoa; Arthropoda; Insecta; Hymenoptera; Braconidae
Gene: mtg
Product: probable basic-leucine zipper transcription factor Q
Exons: 7
Coding region: 360-2180 (606 amino acids)
Cellular component (GO): extracellular region
Molecular function (GO): chitin binding
Source: RefSeq, a predicted model, not a curated record
ACGUUGAGUGGGUCAGCGGGACUUAUUUACUCCAUCGACGUGUACAUGCAGCACCAAUAUCACCACCAACAGCCAUUACAUUGAGUGUGUAUAAAUCCGUGGGGCCUGGUGGGGCCUUUUUAGUCUCAAAGUACAACGCGUGCUUGUCUUCUCACUGGGCAUUGAGCGAUAUUAGUGAUCGGGAACACGAGAUACCUGUCGCACGUACUUUUUAUUCGCUUACAAAAUUACCAACACUUGUUAAACAACUUAUUUUUUAUUUGUGAUAUUAAUAACCGACUUUUUUUUAUUUAAUUUUAUUUGAAAAAAAAAAAAAAAAUAAUUUAUGAUUUUAUUUAAAUUGUGAAUUAAAUUUAAAUAUGAAGUUCACGGCUUAUUUAUUGCUACUGAUGAUUGGAUGUACAUGGAGAGAAACAAUAAGUACCUGUGUACUGGAAUCAGACUUUGGUUUCAUGCUUAACUGUGUCUUCAAAAAAUCAUCCCUCUUUCGAGUAAGAAAUCUUGGCGGUGUCAAAGGCUACGUCGGCCUCGGUUUUUCUGUCGGCGAUGAACUCGGGUUCCGGGAGUCAUUAUCCAACUUGGACAUCAGCAAGAGACGAAGUGUGCAAGCCGAUGCCGGAAAUAAUGUUGGUAUAGGUAAUGGGUUCAUCAAAAGAGAUGACGCGAGAGCAAACGCAAAAAUAGUACCGCCGUUCAAACCACUGCCUCCAGGUGCGUCGAGGCCAAUGGCUCCGCAACCUGAACAUCAGCGGCUGGUUGUCCAGAAAAACUCGACGGCCUUGAGAACGAUUCCAGCCCCAUCUUUGACGGCGAUGCAAGAGGCCGCGGCACUGCGUCAGCAGAAAUUGCAACAGCAGCAGAAACUAGCAUUGCAACAGCAGCACCAGCAGCAGCAACUCCAGCAGAAGCAGCUUCAGCAGCAGCAGCUCCAGCAACAGCAGCAGCUCCAACAGCAGCAGCUUCAACAACAGCAGCAACAACGUGCUCAGUACGAAGCUAAACUACGUCAGCAACAGAGGCUCCAACAAGAAGCAGUAGCUCUCAAGGUUCUGAAAGAGCAACGUCAGCAACAGCAAGAAGCUCUUGCUCAAUAUCAGAAAUUGUCUCUCCAACAUCAGCAGGUCAUGCCUCAGUCACUGGGUCUCCAGACCAAGCGCAUUCAGGUACCACAGACUAUCGUAGUGAAUAGCAAUGACGUCUCCUAUAGCCAACCGUUACCGCACAUCGUUGCUGCGAUACCUCCAGCAGGAAGCGUCGUCAACAUGAACAACAGAAUCGCCAGUGAUUCAAAGCCUCUGACAAGCGUAGUAUCAGUUAGCAAUAGUGGGCUGCCUUUUAUUGCGAUGCCUGAGUCUUCUGCCCAAUUGACUGACCGGAUCAGCCACAGCCCGGCUGUUAGUCAAGAGUCGGACAACCAGUUGUCCAAAGACAACUAUAUCCAGCUACCACUGCCGAAUGAUGAAAUGAUCGCGUCGGUUAAUGAAAUGACUCUGCAGUCUCUCAAUCCAGCGAGCACGGCGGAAGCUCUCGAGUCAUCGAAGCAACAGAAUGAAAAACGUCAGUCAUUGCCGUCGCUGGCGCCCAUUCAAGGAAUGGAGACCUCGCUUAAGGCUCUUGCAGAAGCUAGCAACAUCACUCUUGAAGCUCUCGAAGCGGCCAUUUUGCUCAGACAACAGCAGCUGCUGGACAAGCAGCAGGGAACUACUACGACGAGCUCGACCACUACGCAAGCUCCAAUUAAAACUAGCUACACCAAUUCCGGCACAACAAAAGUUAUGAACGCACCACGCGAGUACUAUCCAAUGAGCUACGACAAAAACUUCGACGACAACUUCGCCAGCAGAGUCGAUUUACCAGACACAAGUUUUUACUGCGGGGACCAGAAACACUUUCCCGGUCUCUACGCCGAUGAAGAUCUCGGCUGCAUGGUCUUCCAUGUCUGCGCGUUGACGGACCAGGGUUUGAUCAUGAAGAGUUUCCUGUGUCCCGAGUCGACGCUAUUCGACCAGACGAUUCUCAAAUGCAACUGGUGGUUCUACGUCGACUGUAAAUCAUCAAAGAGUUUGUAUGACAGCAACAUUCCUAUCAGCAAAAGCUACCAGCUGAUGAAAGCACUGGCGUUCUUUUCUGCUUACAAGAACCACGACAACUCGACAGCGAACUCUGAAAGCGGCUCUUGAGCUGCUUAAUUGUUGCUGGUUAAAUUAUUUUAUGACUUGAAAUUCUCAAGUCUUUUGCUCAACAAAUAUAUGCAUAAGUUCAUUGUUAUUUUAAUUAUGUAUAUUAAUUAAUUGCUUGAUUAAUAGAUCCAAGAUCUAUUCAGCUUUAAUGCUAUGCACUGUACGAUACCUAAUUUAUUUUAGUCUUAAGCCGGACACGUACUUGAAAUAUUAAUUGUUCAUUACACUAAAAUAAUUGUAAUAUAUUUAUUUAAUUAAUUAAUUCAU